Molecule: messenger RNA, 378 nt
Organism: Aspergillus terreus NIH2624
Lineage: Eukaryota; Fungi; Ascomycota; Eurotiomycetes; Eurotiales; Aspergillaceae
Exons: 2
Coding region: 1-378 (125 amino acids)
Source: RefSeq, a predicted model, not a curated record
AUGUGCCGCUAUCUCGUGGCCAACAUGAAGUCGAUGCGGAAGCACUGGCAGACCGUCCACCAGUGGUCCCAGUACCCCGAGCGGGGGCGCGGCCCCCAGUCGCAGCAGGCCGCGCGGACGGCAGAGCUGCAGCGGUCAUACGAGACCGCGUGGGAGCAGGCCGAGGCCGCGCGCACGGCGGCCCCUGUCGAGGCCACGCAGCUCCACGACGCGAACCCGUGGCUGCGCAUGACGCGGUGGACGGAGUAUCUCCAGGACAUCCCGCCGGCCGGCCUGAUCCAUAAUGCUCUAAAGGAGGGAGGGCUCCCUCCGACUUCUCUAGAUGCCUAUUGGCCCAGUCCAGCCCCACCUGCUGAGCUCCACGCACUAUAUCCCUAA